AUGAUUCGUGCAUCUUACUUUAAUCUGAUAAUCCUGGCACUUCGAACUCUCUACCUAGAGAAACAUAUUGAAAAAAGGGAAUUGGAUGCCAUUGACCCUGUCAGCCACCCUUCCAGGGAUUUUCCUUAUGGCAAAGCAUGUAGGCCUAAUGUUUACAUGGCAGUGAAGUUCAAGGUCACGGACAUAAAGAUAAUUCUCCUACAGUUACUGAUAUGCUUGGUGACCUUCUAUGGUGUAUAUUAUGCUGUUGGAAGCAUAUGCUUUGAGACGUUCAGGCUUGACACUUUUGAUGUCUUGAUACCUUUUGACUUCAAAACAGAGCCAUCGUGGCUGAGCAAAAGAUACCUGGUGAAUCUGGUCUCAACAGAGGUUACGUUCUUCACUUGUGGGCUACUCUUUGCUGGGGUGGUUAAGGAAUGGGUGUGGGAUUAUGCCAUUACCAUUACUCUUGUUCAUAUUGCAGUAACUUCAGCAGUUAUGGCUGAAUUUCCAUGUGUGUGGCACUGGUGGCUGGCUGUAGGCUGUGGAUUGCUGAUAAUGAUUUGCAGUGGCCAGCUUCUUGCACACUUUGCAUUCGAAGACAACACUGUUCACCCUCUUCUGGAGGACUUCUAG
Messenger RNA from Callorhinchus milii (elephant shark), 615 nucleotides. RefSeq names its product transmembrane protein 244 (gene tmem244). The transcript has 6 exons. The record is from RefSeq and is a predicted model, not a curated record. Lineage: Eukaryota; Metazoa; Chordata; Chondrichthyes; Chimaeriformes; Callorhinchidae. Bases 1 to 615 code for a protein of 204 amino acids.